Molecule: messenger RNA, 3954 nt
Organism: Strongylocentrotus purpuratus (purple sea urchin)
Lineage: Eukaryota; Metazoa; Echinodermata; Echinoidea; Camarodonta; Strongylocentrotidae
Exons: 2
Coding region: 1-3954 (1317 amino acids)
Biological process (GO): DNA integration
Molecular function (GO): nucleic acid binding
Source: RefSeq, a predicted model, not a curated record
AUGGCGUCUUGUCAAAUCCCGGUACCGCAGCCGAUGUGCUGCAAGGGCAAUUUGGAAGCAAAUUGGAAAGCCUUUGGGGAGUCUUGGAGCGACUACCGCAUAGCUACAGAGCUUGAUAAGAAGCCAGAUAUCGUACAGGUGGCGACCCUUAGAACAGUAAUGGGUCAGGAUUGCAAGGACAGAUUAGCAACAUUGCCACUUAGUGAUGAGGACAGAAAGAAUCCACAGAUAAUCAUCGAAAAGUUGGCAGAACAUUUUGCUCCAGCCAGGAACGUGCUGUACGACAGGUUUGUGUUCCAUAGUGCAAGUCAGCAGCAGAAUGAGAGUGUUGAUCAAUAUGUGGUGCGCCUGAGACAACUAGGCAAAGCGUGCAAGUUUGGUGCACUUGAAGAGGAGAUGAUACGAGACAGACUGGUUCUUGGGUGUAAAGAUAAACAAGCCCAAGCUCGACUAUUCAGGGAGCAAGAUACAGUUUGUACCUUGAAGAAGGCAAUUGCAUCUCUGGAAGUGAGUGAGUCAUCUCAACAGCAACUGAGGAUUGUGAAAGGUGAGGAAUCUGUCCACUUCACGCAGAGCCAGCAUAAGAAAGGAAACGCUGGUGGAAGACAAAUGCAGACCAAUAGUUACAUGGACAGGAAGAAAUAUGGAAAGAGUUUCUCUACACAGAAAGAUGAGAUGAACGGCUGUAAAUUCUGUGGUGGACGCCAUUCAAGAGGCCGUGAUAACUGUCCAGCAUAUGGAAAAACAUGUCGUAAAUGCGGCAGGGCAAACCAUUUCCAGACUGUCUGCAAUGCCGGUACGCAAAGGGGUAUAAAGUCCUCAUAUGUUCAUCAGCUAGAAAGCAGUGAUGAUGAAGAUGCACUAGCCCUGGAAGAGGUAGGAUCAUUGAAUAUCCAUGAUGGUGGAAAGAAACUGACGCUACCAUUAGACAUGGUAUUAAAUGGUAAACAGCAAGGACGAGUUAAGUGCCUGAUUGAUACUGGUUCAACCUGCAAUGUGUUGUCUUACAGGCAGGUGUGUGAACUGGAGAAUACAGGACAACCUAUCAUCGCCCCGAGCAAGUCCAGAAUCAGACUGAUAAAUCGCAGCAUCAUCCCAGUGCUAGGAGAAAAAACGUACACUUGCAGGUAUGGCAACAAGCAACAUGUUGUGACGUUUAAGAUAGUUGAUGUGGAACACAUGCCCCUCUUGUCUAGCAAGACAUCCAUUGAUAUGGGACUGAUCACAGUGAAUGUAGACCAUGAAGUCAAUAUGGUGGAAGACAACACUAUCAUCGAUGACUACGCAGAUGUUUUUGAUGGUCUAGGAUGCCUACCGGGUGAAUACGAUAUGAAGGUCGACUCAUCCAUUACUUCAGUAAAAAACCUAGCCAGGAAGGUGGCGGUGCCUCUGAAAGGAGAACUGAAGCUGAAGCUCGACGAAUUAGAGCAAAGAGGCAUUUUGAGGAAGGUUUCAAUACCUACAGACUGGGUCAGUAACAUCGUCUUAGUCAGGAAACCAGGCAAACUCAGAAUCUGUCUUGACCCGAGAGAUCUUAACAGAGCUUUGAAGAGACCUCAUUAUCUUAUGCCAACGAUGGAUGAUAUACUGCCGAAGCUGGCAGAAGCGAAGGUGUUCUCUGUGCUAGAUGCGAAGGAUGGAUUCUGGCAGGUGAAGCUGACAGAAAGGAGCAGUUUGCUGACGACAUUCGCAACACCAUUUGGUCGUUAUAGAUGGACUAGGAUGCCUUUCGGCAUAUGUACCGCUCCCGAAGAGUUCCAAAGACGGCAACACAAAAUCAUAGAAGGCUUGUUAGGUGUUGAUGUUGUGGCAGAUGACUUCUUGGUAUACGGCAGUGGUGCGACACAUGAAGAAGCCCUGGCAGACCACGAUAGGAAUCUCCAGAAGUUCUUGGCAAGGGCGAGAGAGAGCGGGCUGAUACUGAACAAGAAGAAGCUCAAGCUGCGCCUCAAAGAAGUGCCAUACAUGGGACAUCUACUGACUAGUGAUGGUCUCAAACCAGAUCCUAAGAAGGUGAAGGCUGUAGUGGAGCUGCCAGCUCCUACUGACAAGAAGGGAGUUCAACGCCUUCUUGGAAGUGUCACAUACCUGUCCAGAUUCAUGCCUAGACUAGCAGAUGUAGCCGAGCCUUUGAGAAGGCUGACUGACAAAGGUGUUCACUUCGAGUGGAGGGAGGACCAUGAGGAAACCCUCAACCAGCUGCGAAAGCUCAUGACGGAAGCUCCAAUCUUGAAGUAUUAUGAUCUGAAAGAUGAGGUGACAAUCCAGUGCGAUGCAUCAGAGAAGGGGCUUGGAGCGACAUUACUCCAGAAUGGACAGCCAGUCUACUACGCAUCAAGGGCCCUGACGAAAACUGAACAAAACUAUGCUCAAAUAGAGAAAGAGUGCCUAGCCAUUGUGUACUCUGCAGAGCGGUUCGAUCAGUUCAUCCAGGGAAGGAAGGUGACAAUCAUGACAGAUCACAAGCCCUUGGUGCCGAUAUUCAGCAAGGCUUUGAACAGUGCCCCGAAACGUCUCCAGAGGAUGCUUUUGAGACUGCAAAAGUAUGACAUUGAGCUAACAUUCUGUCCAGGGAAGGAUAUGUUGAUUGCAGACUGGUUGAGUAGAGCUUUCCUGCCUGACACAGAGAGUUGCGACAGGAUCUAUGCUGAAAUUGAACAGAUCAACCAGACAGAUUAUGUCAGGAUACGUGAUGCCACAUCACUACAACUGCAGAAAGAGACAUUGAGAGAUCCAGCUCUGCAAACUCUGACAUCCAUUGUGAUGAAUGGAUGGCCUGAACAGAGAGAUGAAGUGCCUGUGGUGGUGAGAGGAUAUUACCAGUUCAGGGACGAGAUAACAGUACAGAAUGGUGUUCUGUACAAGGGCAUGAAAGUUAUCGUACCAACCGCCAUGAGAGCCCUGAUGCUAAACAGGGUGCACAGCAGUCACCUAGGAGUUGAUGCCUGUGUUCGACGAGCUAGAGAUGUCCUGUUCUGGCCGGGUAUGCAGUCGGAAGUGAAGGAAAAGGUGACCCAAUGCAGCACCUGCAAUGCUUUCCAGCCCAAACAACAGAAAGAGCCGAUGAUGUCGCACGACAUUCCAAGCGGGCCUUGGAGCAUUGUGUCGCAGGAUCUCUUCACAUUCCAGAACGAAGACUACCUCAUUACUGUCGACCACUACAGUGAUUACUGGGAAAUAGACAAAAUAACAGGUGACACGAGGGCUCCAGUAGUGGUGGCAUGCACAAAAGGCCACUUCGCCAGAUAUGGACGUCCAGACAAAGUGAUUACGGACAAUGGGCCCCAAUUUGUUGCCAAAGACUAUGCUCAAUUCGUUGCAGAGUGGGAAGUUGAGCAUCUCACAUCUUCGCCAUUGUACGCACAAAGCAAUGGUAAAGCCGAAUCUGCAGUGAAGAUUGCUAAGACACUCCUGAAGAAAACGACAAAGCAAGGAGAGGAUGUCCAGCUAGCAAUACUGGAUUGGAGAAAUACACCGGAUGAUAAUGGUGCCAGUCCAGCACAGAAAAUGAUGGCACGACGAACCAACACUCUACUGCCUACUCCUGAAGCGCUCCUCAAACCACAUGUCGUAGAUGGAGUAUCCCAACACAUCAGCCACAAGAAGCAGCUGGCCAAGAAAUACUAUGAUCGAUCAGCAGCUCCUCUUCCUGAGCUAGAGAUUGGACAGCAAGUCCGCAUCCAAUCUAAGAGUCGUGGCCUGGAGUGCAGCCGAGGAGUCUGCAAGGAAAAAGUUGGUCCAAGGUCAUACUUGGUGCAAACAGAAACUGGCACUGUCACUGGCACGCCUGUCACCUCCGUAGCCGGUCGUCUGGUCACCGUCCCGGUUCCCCCGUGGCGCUGGCUGUUCUUCACCAUCGUUGCCGCUCUCGACACCGGCGACACUCAUUCACCAAUACUAGCAAUACUAGCAAUAGGUCUAGUAGAUCUACUAGUAAGCGAAGACGAUUCAUGA